ACGAAGAUAAAAUAAUAAAACAAUUGAGUUACACGUUAUAGUCGCGGUUUGUGAAGUCUUCAAACUACUAGAAGAAACCACCAUCAUCGCAUUCAAUUUCUCUCUCAACACAUCACUCACACAGAACAGAUAGAACAAUUCUCUCAAAUUCAAUCCAAUCCAAUGAGCAAUUACCCUCCACCAGGGUUCGGAUCUCCGUAUCCACAACCAGGACCACCGCCAUCUCACCACCACCACCACGAAGGCGGUUUCCCUCCACCGGGACAUCCGGGAGGAUAUCCUCCUCCACCACCACCGCCAUCUCACCACCAUCAUGUUCAUCAUCAGCACAAUUCUCCACCGUAUGAUUCCUACCAGGGCUAUUUUGACAACACUUAUCCACCACCGCCUCCUGCUGCUCCUCAGUAUCAUUACCAGCAUAUUGAUCAUCACCGCUAUGAUGAUGCUGGUUGCUUUUCGUUCUUCCGUGGCUGCUUGGCGGCACUUUGUUGCUGUUGUGUGCUAGAGGAGUGCUGUUGCUUUUUCUGAUAAUCACGCCAAAACAAAAGUUGCUUCUUUCGUUCGGAGAACUUGGUUAUGUCCCUAUGUAAAAAAUGUUGCUUCAAUUCUUGAUUUAUAGUGUUUGAUAUGGUAAGUGUUUGUAAUAUUUGUUACUUGUUCUUCUCAAGCUACAUACAAGUCCUGGUUUGUACACAAGUUAUGUCAAUGUGUGAAUUUAUUUGUACCAAUACUAUAUUAGAAUUUGUAAACCAUUUCUUAUAUGGUUUAACAUAUAAUAAUAUGGUUAAAAUAAAUAUCAAAUUACUUAGCAUAUGAA
This is a messenger RNA of Trifolium pratense (red clover), 817 nucleotides long. RefSeq names its product cysteine-rich and transmembrane domain-containing protein WIH2-like. The transcript is spliced from 3 exons. Bases 163 to 528 code for a protein of 121 amino acids. The record is from RefSeq and is a predicted model, not a curated record. NCBI's taxonomy places the organism in Eukaryota, Viridiplantae, Streptophyta, Magnoliopsida, Fabales, Fabaceae.